AAUUGCGAAAAUAUUUAUGAAUUUCGAUUUGCGAUUCGAUACAGAUUGUUGUUUUAAUAAAAGUAUAACGUCAACGUGAGAAAUUUGUCUGAAUUGGUUUUUUGAAAUAGUAAGAAAGUUUACAACGUAAAAGUGCGCUAUUUUUCGACGUGUAUUCGUUUCGGUGUCGACAUUCCGUUCGGUUAUUCGCAGUUUUUAACUUUCUUGAGUUGUGUGACGAAAAGAAUACAUAAAUUCAGGUCGCAGAAAUAACUUUCUGUGAAAAGAUCGUUUAAGUGAAACUAAAACGCAAUUAAAAUAACAUCCACGUGCAGCUGAGGGAUUUUUACUAUUAGGACAUAAUUAGUGCCGACAACAUAACACGUCGUCUUGAACGCUGCUUUUAUUAUAAGGCAAUCGCUAUGCUUUCCUCGGAAGAAGCCAGUAAAUUACUGGAUUUCUCUCAAAAGUUAGACAUUAGUCUACUUGAUCGCAUAGUAGAAUGUUUGUAUACUUCGCAAGGGGAUCAACUCCGCUUGGCUCAAGAUAUACUAACUACGCUGAAAGAACAUCCAGAUGCCUGGACUCGGGUGGAUAGUAUUUUAGAAUUUUCUCAAAAUCAACAAACAAAAUUCUACGCAUUACAAAUUCUGGAGGAAGUAAUAAAAACUCGUUGGAAAAUAUUGCCGCGUAAUCAAUGCGAAGGGAUUAAAAAGUACGUUGUUGGACUUAUCAUAAAGACUUCUUCAGAUGCAGCCACAAUGGAAGCGAAUAAAGUUUAUUUGAAUAAGCUAAACAUAAUACUGGUACAAAUAUUGAAGCGAGAAUGGCCGCGCAAUUGGGAAACGUUCAUUAGUGAUAUUGUAGGUGCUUCGAAAACUAAUGAAAGUUUAUGCAAGAACAAUAUGGUUAUAUUAAAGAAUCUCAGCGAAGAGGUUUUUGACUUCUCGUCUGGUCAAAUCACGCAGACAAAAGCGAAACAUUUAAAGGAUACAAUGUGCUCAGAAUUCUCGCAGGUAUUCCAACUAUGUUCGUUUGUGCUUGAAAGUAGUAUGAACGCUCCGCUUAUUCAAGUCACUUUGGAGACAUUAUUACGUUUCCUGAAUUGGAUUCCACUGGGUUACAUUUUCGAGACUUCGCUGAUUGACACUUUGAUAUUUAAAUUUCUGAGUGUUCCGAUGUUUCGUAAUGUAACCCUUAAGUGCCUGUCGGAGAUUGCCGGUCUCACGGUACCCGAUUAUAAUGAAAAUUUCAUUAAUCUCUUUAAAGAGACAAUGACCCAAUUAAAUUUGAUGAUCAGCACGACCACCAAUAUGAAUCAUAUUUAUGCAAAUGGCAAUGAUACGGAACAAAUAUUUGUCCAAAAUCUCGCUAUGUUCUUAUGCACGUUUUUAAAAGAGCAUGGCAAACUCGUUGAGGAUGUAAAAUAUAUUGAUUUUCUUAAUCAAGCACUGCUUUAUUUAGUUAUGAUUUCGGAAGUUGAAGAUGUUGAAGUAUUUAAGAUUUGCCUCGAGUAUUGGAAUAGUUUGGUCGAAGAUCUUUAUAGCAGCGAGUCAUUUGGUGGCAACGCGAGCGUACAUCUCGGUCAGUCGGACGCCGUCUCGUUAGCCAAACGUAAUGCAGCAUUUCCGCGGCGCCGAUUCUACUCAAGCAUCCUAUCUAAAGUACGAUAUAUUAUGAUAUCGCGAAUGGCUAAACCAGAAGAAGUGCUCGUGGUUGAAAAUGAAAAUGGAGAAGUGGUGCGAGAAUUCAUGAAAGAUACGAAUGCCAUUAAUUUAUAUAAAAAUAUGCGUGAGACUCUCGUAUUUUUGACACAUUUAGACUAUGCGGAUACUGAACGUAUAAUGACUUUGAAACUUCUCAAUCAAGUAAAUGGAAGCGAGUUUUCUUGGAAAAACCUUAACACACUGUGUUGGGCAAUAGGCUCCAUAUCAGGUGCUUUUUGCGAAGAGGACGAAAAACGUUUUCUGGUCACUGUUAUUAAAGACUUGUUAGGAUUAUGCGAACAAAAGAAGGGCAAGGAUAAUAAGGCAAUUAUUGCAUCAAAUAUUAUGUAUGUCGUUGGACAAUAUCCGAGGUUCCUUCGUGCUCAUUGGAAAUUUCUAAAAACGGUUGUUAACAAACUUUUUGAAUUUAUGCACGAAACACAUGAUGGCGUUCAGGAUAUGGCCUGCGAUACGUUUAUUAAAAUCGCCAUCAAAUGCAGACGAUACUUUAUUACAAUGCAACCAAACGAGGUGUGCACAUUUAUUGAUGAAAUUCUCAGCACCAUGAGUACUAUCAUUUGCGAUUUGCAGCCGCAACAGGUGCAUACUUUUUACGAGGCUGUUGGCUAUAUGAUAUCUGCACAAAUGGAUCAAGUACAGCAAGAUGUGUUAAUUGAAAAGUAUAUGUUUUUGCCGAAUCAAGUAUGGGAUGAAAUCAUAUCUCGCGCAUCAAAAAACGUUGAUUUUCUUAAGAAUAUGACUGCCGUUAAGCAAUUGGGAAGUAUUCUCAAAACAAAUGUGGCCGCGUGUAAGGCUUUAGGUCACGCCUAUGUUAUUCAAUUGGGUCGGAUUUAUUUGGAUAUGUUAAAUGUUUAUAAAAUAACAUCGGAAAAUAUUAUUCAGGCUAUAGAAUUAAAUGGAGUCAACGUUAACAAUCAACCAUUAAUUAAAGCAAUGCAUGUAGUUAAAAAAGAAACAUUGAAUCUCAUCUCAGAAUGGGUGUCACGAUCAAACGAUAAUCAACUCGUAAUGGAUAAUUUUAUACCACCACUUCUGGAUGCGAUCCUUCUCGAUUACCAGCGCUGUAAAGUACCAUCGGCAAGAGAGCCGAAAGUUCUCAAUGCGAUGGCAACUAUUGUUCAUAAGCUACGUAAUCAUAUUACGAAUGAAGUACCAAAAGUUUUCGAUGCCGUUUUCGAAUGCACUUUAGAUAUGAUUAAUAAAAACUUUGAGGAUUAUCCCCAGCAUCGCAUAAGCUUCUACGAAUUGCUGCAGGCUGUUAAUGCACAUUGCUUUAAAGCUUUCCUUAAUAUACCACCAGCGCAAUUUAAAUUGGUCUUCGAUUCCGUGGUCUGGGCUUUUAAGCAUACCAUGCGUAAUGUUGCUGACAUAGGUCUUAACAUAUUAUUUAAAAUGUUACAAAACUUGACACAACAUCCUCAAGCUGCACAGAGUUUUUAUCAAACGUACUUUACCGAUAUAUUAAUGCAAAUAUUUUCUGUCGUUACUGAUACUUCGCAUACAGCGGGAUUAGGAAAUCAUGCCAUUAUAUUAGCGUACAUGUUUUCAUUGGUUGAAAAUAAUAAAAUCACCGUUAACCUUGGACCCAUACCCGAUAAUACAAUUUUCAUUCAGGAGUACGUGGCCUCAUUACUCAAAUCGGCAUUCAGUCAUUUAACGGAUAAUCAGAUUAAAGUCUUCGUUACCGGCCUUUUCAAUUUAGAUGAGAAUGUACAAGCAUUUAAGGAGCAUUUAAGAGAUUUUCUGAUUCAAAUUAGAGAAGUGACUGGUGAGGACGACUCUGACCUAUAUUUGGAGGAACGAGAAGCAGCACUACGAGAAGAGCAAGCCAACAAACUUCUUACACAACGUAAUAUACCAGGAAUGCUGAAUCCGCAUGAAUUGCCCGAGGACAUGCAGGAUGAAUAAGAAGCAUAUUUAUUAAAUUGCGUGGAUCAAAUAUAAGCAGUAAUAUUUUUGAAUAAUAUUUGACACUUAAAUAAUUCUAAAAUUUGUUUUUUUUUUAAAUGUUUUUCAAUUUUUUUUUUUUUUUUUUUUUUUUUUUAAUUAUUAUUUUUAUUUUCUAAGUAUGAAUGUAUAAGUAUGAAUGAAUCUACAUUAUGAAACGCUGUCAAAUAUAUAAUAAUUAGUUCAUUCUCUCCGCACCUUUCAUCAAUAUCUUUAACCACUCCAGCCUGCUAUGUUUGAUUGCAUAAAACUACAAUUAGUUUGUACAUUUACAUUACGUUAAAUAAAAACAAAAUAAUAAGAAUAAUUAAAAACAGAAAA
Molecule: messenger RNA, 3974 nt
Organism: Glossina fuscipes
Lineage: Eukaryota; Metazoa; Arthropoda; Insecta; Diptera; Glossinidae
Gene: emb
Product: exportin-1
Exons: 7
Coding region: 402-3614 (1070 amino acids)
Biological process (GO): ribosomal large subunit export from nucleus; ribosomal small subunit export from nucleus; protein export from nucleus
Cellular component (GO): cytoplasm; nucleus
Molecular function (GO): small GTPase binding; nuclear export signal receptor activity
Source: RefSeq, a predicted model, not a curated record